Molecule: messenger RNA, 1541 nt
Organism: Chondrus crispus (carragheen)
Lineage: Eukaryota; Rhodophyta; Florideophyceae; Gigartinales; Gigartinaceae
Exons: 2
Coding region: 1-1446 (481 amino acids)
Source: RefSeq, a predicted model, not a curated record
AUGCAGGAGGUGCGCGCAUUUUCCAAGACCGUGGUGGACAAGGAGCCGCGGGACGAGGCCCCGCCGCAGCAGGUGGAGCGGCCUGUCGCAGCGCCCGUCGCCGCGCCCGUUAUGGCGCCCGAAGCGGAGACCGCGCAACGCAGAGUCACCCUACAGAUGAUUACCGAGGAGGCGGAGAGGGAGGCGAGACGGCUCAUGAGGGAGGAAGAGGGGGGUCAGGAGGGAGGAGAUGUUACGAAUGUGACUGGGGAGGCUAGUAUGGGGGACGUCGAAGGGGUAGUUAAGGAGGAGGUCAAGGAAGAGCCCAAGGAAGAGGUCAGAGAAGAAAUCAGAGAAGACGUCACUGUCAAUGAAGAAGUCAUCAACGAGGUCAAGGAGGAGGUCAAGAACGAAGUCAAGGACGAGGUCAAGGAGGAGUUCAGAACAGAAGUCAGAGCAGAAGUCCAAGAGGAGGUCCAAGAGGAGGUCAAAGCAGAAAUCAAUGAGGAAAUCAAAGAAGAGGUCAACACAGAGGUCGAAGAAGUGACAACGCAAGGGAGCGCGGACGUUUCCGCGGAAGUGAGAGAGAGUGACCAUACGAGGAAUGAGACAAGCGAAGUUGAAGGGGAAUCUGCAAAGCCCGUAGAAGUGAAUCCCGAAUCGGAUGCAGUACUAGAGGAGCGCAAGGAAGAGGGCAUGCAGGCGGAGAAGCCAGUGGAAGCUGUAGAGCGUAAGAGCGCAGAUGCAAGCACGGGCGCGGGCGUGGAGCCAGUGGAUGGCUCCAGCGCAGCAUGCCUGCGGCACAUAGUGUACGACAAGCCUGUGAAGACCGGGAGCACGGCGGUGACCAAGGCGCUGAAAAAGUACCUGAACGUGCGCGGGGCGCAGUACCUGAAAUGCACGUUCCAGAACUGCACGGAAGCGGCGCGGGAGGUGUGCGCGGGGGAGCGCGAGAAGGUGAACUUUGUGGAGCACCUGACGGGUGACGCGGACACGAUGGGGUGCCUGGGGCGCAGCGGGUACUACAGGGUGACGUCGAUCCGCGAGCCGCUGGAGCGGUGGGAGAGCGCGUUUCUGUACAACCGAGGGAAGAAGGCGACGCAUUACGGGAUCCAUUACGAGGCGAGCUACGAGGAGUUCAUGUCCAAGUACCCCGCGUGCUCGUUGUUCGACUACUACGACGGGCUUGGAAAGCGGUGCGAGGUGUCGACGCUGCCGUUGGAGGAACGGAUUGCGAGGAUUGUGGAGCGGUACGACGAGGUGAUGGACUUGUACCAGGACGAGGUGCUGGGGCAGCUGCAUCGCAGGCUGGAGGACGAUUUGAGAGAGGAGAACAAAUCGUCAAGGCCCCCGCAUGACUUCCGCGUGCCGAUCGACUUAGGCAGGCUGCAGAAUGAGACGAGGCUGUACGAGGCGCUGCGGCAGAGGCAGAAGGAGUUGGUGGGGAAGGAAAGGCGGCUGUGUUGAGGCGGGGCUUUCUUUUUUGAGUUGCGGCUAGCAGUUUUUUGUUGUACAUGUGAGCUGUCCAGUUUCGUGUGGGAACGGUUGCUUUUUUAUUGUUA